Cuscuta epithymum is the source of this 1978-nucleotide messenger RNA. The record is from the annotation of a GenBank genome assembly. NCBI's taxonomy places the organism in Eukaryota, Viridiplantae, Streptophyta, Magnoliopsida, Solanales, Convolvulaceae.
CUCAUCUCAUAAAUUAAGAGCACAACACAUUAGUACAAUAUAAUUAACCGGCCAUCCAACUGCGCGGGCUCCCACUGUUCUGCUAACAACAUUAGUAUAUACUCCGUACUAUGUACGAAGUAGUGGCAUACUAUAUAUAUGCAUGAUGGAAUACUACCUCUCCACUGACCUGUUGUCGUUGUUCCUCUUCCUCUGUUUCAUUAUUGGGUGUGUGGUAGCAGCAGGAGGAUGGAAAGGGAAGAAGUCAUCGAAAACACUGCCGCCAGGGCCGUGGAGACUUCCCCUCAUCGGAAGCUUGCACCACCUAGUUUGUGAGUUCCCGCUACGGCGGUUGAGAGACCUGGCUAAGAUACAUGGCCCACUGAUGCACGUCCAGCUGGGACAAGUGAGUGCAGUCGUCGCCUCGUCCCCUGACAUGGCGAAGGCCGUGUUCAAGACUCACGACCUCGCGUUCGCCUCCCGCGCCAAACUCUUGCUCCCGGAGAUCGUGAGCUACAACCGAACCGGCCUUGUCAUCUCUCCCUACGGAGAUUACUGGAGACAGAUGCGCAAGAUAUGCAUCCAUGAGCUCCUCGGGCCUAAAACCAUGCAGCGCUUCGGUUCGAUCAGGCGGGACCAAGUGUCCCGCCUCUUGACCACGGUCAGUUCUCACGGCGGGCGAGCCGUGAACCUUACGGAGCUCGCGUUGGUGUUCACGAGCUCGAUGACGUGUCGAUCUGCAUUCGGGAGCACUUUCAAGGAGGGUGAUGAGCUCAUCGUCCACAUGAGGGAGAUGAUGGUCCUGCUAGGAGGGCUUGACGUGGCGGAUAUCUUUCCAUCCCUCAAACUCCUCCAUGGGCUCAGCCAUAGGAGGCAAAGGCUGCUUAGGCUCCAUAUGAGAGUCGACGCCAUCCUCAAUGUCAUCAUCGACAGCCACAAAAAGAACAAUGAGGGAAACGGGGAGAUGGGGCGCGAGGAUUUGAUCGACGUUCUCUUAAGGAUGAAGCGUACUGAUGAUGGGCUUCAGUUCCCCAUCACGGACGACAACAUCAAGGCCGUUGUGUUUGACCUGUUCAUCGCUGGAACAGAAACAUCAUCUUUGACAAUCGUAUGGGCAAUGGUCGAAAUGUUAAGAAAUCCGAGAGUCCUAGCCCAAGCUCAAGCCGAAGUGAGAGGGGCCAGCUUCAACAACAGCGCUUUCGACGUAAAAGACGUGGAAGAACAACUCAAAUUCUUAAAACUUGUAGUCAAAGAAACUCUUCGCCUCCACCCCCCAGCACCGGUUACAAUCCCCCGAGAAUGCAUUGAGGAGACAGAGGUGAACGGCUACACAAUCCCGGCCAAAACAUGGAUCAUGGUCAAUUUGGCGGCUGUAAGCACGGACCCGGCUUAUUGGGAGAAGGCGGAUAGCUUCCUUCCGGAGAGGUUCGAGAACAGCACCGUUGAUUUCAUGGGGAAUAACUUUGAGUUUCUCCCGUUUGGGAGUGGGAGGAGGAUAUGCCCGGGCCUCUCCUUUGGUUUGGCCAAUGUCUAUCUCCCUUUGGCUAAAUUGCUUUUACACUUUGACUGGCAACUCCCCCCAGGACCGCUGUAUUCCAGCAGCUUGGACUUGGAUGAAUCUCCUGGAGGUACUGCCCGGAAGAAGGACCCUCUUUACUUGCUUGCUACUCCAUAUAUUCCUCUUCCUUAACUCUAUCAAUCAAUUUAAUGCAUUUUCUGAUUAAUAAUAUAACUGCACCAAUAAUGAUUGUGAGUAAUCAGCCCUGCUCUAAGUUCUGUUUAUACAUAUACAGAAUAAUAAUGUUAAUCACUUGAUGAUGCAAGGCUCCCCUUUUAAUUGUCUCAUCUUUAUUAUUAGGUGGCCAUACCUAUAAUUAUGCCACUCUGUACGUAAUAGCUUGUCUAGCUGCCUUACUGAGAUCUUUUACCCACAUUUGUUUUCUUAUUCAUUGGCUUUUAAGGUGAUAAAAAUUUAGGAUUAUAUAUAAGCAUUUAGUCC